Molecule: messenger RNA, 381 nt
Organism: Symbiodinium natans
Lineage: Eukaryota; Dinophyceae; Suessiales; Symbiodiniaceae
Source: the annotation of a GenBank genome assembly
AUGAUCCAACGUCGUGAAGCAGGUGUUGACCGAGAGGCAACACUUAGAAAGGCGAAAGAACUGAUCUCGAAGCGAGACACGAAGUCUGCCUUCCAAGCCGCGAAGACUGUGAAAGAUCUAGGGGGUAGGAUGACAUGGCUCGAAAGAGUCAAAGCCUCCGCAGCUGGCAAUCUCAUUACAGUGGUUCUCACACCACUGCUGGCUCAAACCACCCUCCUCAGCUGCAUGGACUGGCUCGAAAUGAGCUACUUCCAUUCACAAGUGGUCACGAUGAUUGUGAUGCUGCCCUUGUUUAUGCUCAUGCUGAUGGUCCUCUCCAGGGAUGUGUGGAGAGAAGGAUGUGUCUUCGUUUCGUGUCCAUGUGUAGCUGUCUCGCCGUAG